CAACUAUGAAUAUGUCACAGCCAGUUUUCGUAUUUGUUAUUUUGGUGGUUGGUGCGAAUUGUGGUGCCAUCGAAGACUGCCUGGAGAAGGACUCGAUAUCGUGCAUACAGCUGGAGGUUUAUAAUUACGCCAAGCAGUUCUUCGGCAAAAGCAACAUCGAAAUGGGCGGCAUAUCCUUCAGCAACAGACGCGGCAAGUCGCUGGCCGGCGACAGGGUGUUGGAGGACCGGGUGGAGGCAGCGACUGACGUCGUCAAGAGGCAGACGGCCCUCGAGGAGUACGUCGUGUCGCAGGUCCGCAACAUGUGGAACUACGGCAAAGUGACGUGGAAUCCCCAAGAAUCGGCCAGGAGUUUGGCCGGCUCAAUCGGCGACAUCAACGACCUGCAACAGUACGCCGGAGAAGGCAGAGGCAAAGCCAAAAAACAGCUCCGCAUCCUGAUCCCCCUGCUGAUCGGCAUCAAACUGAAGCUCGCCACCUUCGCCGCCAUCUCCUACAUGAUAAUAGCCGUGAUAGCCAAGAAGGCAGUGAUGGCAGGCCUGAUUUCGUUGCUCAUCUCCGGAUUCAUCGCCGCCAAGAACCUGGUGGAGACGAAGAACGCCCACCACGUCACCCCCUAUCACAGUCCUGUCGAACACCAAUGGGCCAACUAUUACGGGGACGAAGCUGGGCAUUAUUCGAAGGCUGACAAGCAAGUCAGCUAGACCUUGACGACAAUUAUUUAUUUAUUUAUUUUAGUUUAUCAAAUUUUAAUUU
Messenger RNA from Aethina tumida (small hive beetle), 756 nucleotides. RefSeq lists its product as uncharacterized. The coding region runs from base 6 to 704 and encodes 232 amino acids. The record is from RefSeq and is a predicted model, not a curated record. Lineage: Eukaryota; Metazoa; Arthropoda; Insecta; Coleoptera; Nitidulidae. The transcript is spliced from 3 exons.